This is a messenger RNA of Ailuropoda melanoleuca (giant panda), 1096 nucleotides long. RefSeq names its product gametogenetin-binding protein 2-like. The record is from RefSeq and is a predicted model, not a curated record. The transcript has 2 exons. NCBI's taxonomy places the organism in Eukaryota, Metazoa, Chordata, Mammalia, Carnivora, Ursidae. Gene Ontology annotation, cellular component: nucleus; cytoplasm. The coding region runs from base 287 to 625 and encodes 112 amino acids.
GGUUAAGUAACUUGCCCCGAGUUAAGACAUACUUGUAAGUGGUGGAGCUGGGAUUUGAACUCUUGUUUGCCUGACUUUGGUGUCCUUGCUUCUAAUGACUAUACCACUCCUGGAUUUAGAAACUUGUAUAACUUGGGUGGUGGUUGUUGUUGUCUUCUUUUGACAGGGCAAGAGCAGGCAAAUCCUGCUUUAGGGAUCUAUUUCUGUCCUAGGAGUUUAUAAAAUAGUUUGUAGCACAUGUUCAAAGAAGAUAAAAUAAUUGAUUUUCAUUCUUUUGCAUAUUAAGAUGGUGAUGGAAUUCCCUGACAAUGUGUUAAAUCUCGAUGGGCAUCAAAAUAAUGGUGCACAAUUAAAGCAGUUUAUUCAGCGACAUAGCAUGCUUAAGCAGCAAGAUCUAAGUAUUGCCAUGGUGGUGACAUCACGUGAAGUAUUGAGUGCAUUUUCUCAGCUUGUCCCAUGUGUUGGUUGUCGUCGCAGUGUGGAGCGCCUCUUUUCCCAGCUUGUGGAGUCUGGAAAUCCCGCACUUGAACCCCUGACAGUAGGGCCCAAGGGAGUCCUAUCUGUAACUCGAAGCUGCAUGACUGAUGCAAAGAAACUUUAUACCUUAUUUUAUGUACAUGGGUAAGUAUAAUCAAUGGGGGUAGAUGACCUUGUUAAAAAUUUUUAAACUUUGGGACAGUGGUAGCUCUGUUACUGAAUUUGGUAGGGGCAAAGCUUGAGUUCAAAAUCAGUAAUUUUAUUGAAUAUCUUCUGGGUACCAGUGACUAUACAUAUUCUCAUAUGGAGAGAGGCAGGCAGUAGGCAAAUAACAUGAUUUGUCAGCUAAGUUAUACAUAAGGGAGAUGAGAAUGGUAGGGUGGAAUUAAUAAGGAGGAUGGUCGGGAAGGCUUCUGUGAUAAAAUGACAUUGAGUGUGUAGACUUGAAUGAAGUGAGUAAGUAAACUAUGUAGAUAUCUGGAGGAAGGCACAGUAGGUGGAGCAAAUGUAAAGGUUCAAAGGUUGGAGUUUUCCUGACAUGUCCGAAGAACAGUAAGAAAGCCAUUGUGGCUGGAGCCAGGUGAUUGAAGGGAACAGUAAUAAAAGAUGAGAUCAGAGG